Molecule: messenger RNA, 822 nt
Organism: Pollicipes pollicipes
Lineage: Eukaryota; Metazoa; Arthropoda; Thecostraca; Pollicipedomorpha; Pollicipedidae
Product: syntaxin-8-like
Exons: 6
Coding region: 277-822 (181 amino acids)
Source: RefSeq, a predicted model, not a curated record
GGUUCGGGACAGAUGGUGCUAUGUGGGGUGAUGACGGUAUUUGGGUGGAUGUAGGGUAGAAAAACGACGAUUGUUCGAAGCAAUAUCAUUUAGCUAGCUUAUCGUCCAGUUUUCUGCAGAAUAACAUGAUAGGGACGAGAACCUGUUGCUUUUGAUCCUUGAAAGUAGGCGAUGACUUAUUGGAGAGUGCCCGUAUGACCAGGUUCGGCCAUCGUGUGUGAACGGUAUUUUGGAGGUACCCAGCACAUCGGGACAUUGAGCAGUUGCCCUGCGGUGAUGGCGCGGCCAGGGGCACCAGGUGGCCUGGCUGACCUGGGCACCACAGGCUGGGGUGGUGACGAUGUGCCACCGUCUGUGGUGCCACCCACCGGUGACCUCCGGCAGCAGCAGCGCCAGCUCGUCAGGGAGCAGGACGAGGGUCUGGAGGUGCUGGCGUCGGUCAUCUCGCGCCAGCGGGACAUGGCCGGCGCUAUCGGUGCCGAGAUCGAGGAGCAAAGCGCGCUGAUCGAUAACAUCUCGGACAUGGCGGACCGGAGCGCCGGCCGCAUGGUGCAGCAGACGCAGCAGGUCCGCAUGGUCGACCGCAAGGCCUCCCGCACCUGCUGGUACUGGGUGGUGAUUUUUGCGCUCUUGGUGGCGAUCGUCGUCGUCUUUCUAGGUCGCUGCAAGUUCGAAGGCACCGUUCUGCGUCAGAACACAGAGGUCACCGACCCCGUCAGGUGUGACCCGAGGUCGGAUGACCUCUAUCCGGCGGUCGCGCAGCGUCUGACCGCACUGUCUCGCGCUAAGGAGAGCACGCUGAAAGUAGGCCGGAUCCGGUGA